This is a messenger RNA of Punica granatum (pomegranate), 2054 nucleotides long. Lineage: Eukaryota; Viridiplantae; Streptophyta; Magnoliopsida; Myrtales; Lythraceae. The record is from RefSeq and is a predicted model, not a curated record.
CAUUUAUACUUUCUAAUCAAAUGACCAUGUCCAAAUUUGGUGCGAUGCCCUUCCGAGUAUGAUGAGCUCGUUCUUCUUCUCCUUCUUGUUCUUCACUGUCCUCGUCCUUCCACUACAAUACGGUGAUGCCUCUGAGGGAAACGAUCAGUAUCUCGAGUGCAGCCGGCGGUUUGUGUGUGGAGAUAACAUAAAUGUUACAUACCCUUUCUGGGGAGAAGAUAGGCCGUGGCAUUGUGGCCUUGAGGGAUUCCAACUACUAUGUGAAGGUGAAUCCACUUCCAUGGUUUUUGAGGAGCAGAGAUAUAGAGUAUUCAACAUCAAUCAAACGGAUCGAACGAUGAAUCUAUCAAGGGAUGAUCUCGUGAAGGAUCCGUGCCUUUACGACCAUUACCCAAACACCACCAUAGAUAAUCACACACUCCUCCAUUACAGUGAGACAGUGCAAAACAUAAGCAUAUUUUAUGGUUGCUCUGAUCCUGAUUCCGAUCCAAGCACAAAGAUGAUUGGCGAGUUCUCAUGCCCAUAUCCAGGUGACCCAGCAGCCGUAGCCAUCUUUAAAGAAAAUCCCUUGUCGGAGAGACCACAUCCAGAAUUGAAUAGUUGUAGAACACAUAUCAAGGUUCCCGUGCUUCGGAGUUCAGAAAUGCUUCGUUUUUUCCUAAGUGGGUUUGUGAUGGAGUACAGCGUAGAUGAAGCAUGCUCGGGGUGUGAAUUAUCUAAUGGGAUCUGCGGAAGAACUAACGGGUCUUCAUACGGGUUUUCUUGCUAUUGCAAUGAUAAACCUUAUCCCAUUUCCUGUCCUCAUCGAGAUGGAAAUAGCAAUAACACGGUCCGCACAGUUAUCGUUGUGGUUGCCCCGAUUGCUGCUGCAUGCUUAUUGGCUAGCAUUCUCUACGUCUACUUUCGGAGAGUGAGAAAACCGUUCGAAUGUGUGGAGAGAAAUGCAGCUAUGGAUGAGAUCACAACUGCAGAAUCCCUGCAGUACGACUUUGAGACGGUCAGGGCUGCAACUAACAACUUCUCCGAAGAGAACAAGCUCGGACAAGGAGGGUUCGGCGCCGUUUACAGGGGCAAGCUUGCCAACGGACAAGAAAUAGCGGUGAAGAGGCUGUCGCGAGGUCUCGGGCAAGGAGAUCAAGAGUUCAAGACUGAGGUGCUUCUAGUGGCGAGGCUUCAGCACCGGAACCUGGUUCGGCUUCUAGGCUUCUGCGUGAGUGGGGAUGAGAGGCUUCUCAUCUAUGAGUUCCUGCCCAACUCAAGCCUCGACCGAUUUAUAUUUGACCCAGUUAAGCGUCCACAGUUGGACUGGCAAUGGCGCCAAAUGAUUAUAGGAGGCGUAGCUCGUGGACUUGUUUACCUCCAUGAGGAUUCUCGUCUUCGUAUCAUUCACAGAGAUCUCAAAGCAAGCAAUGUUCUCUUAGAUGCAAAUAUGACCCCGAAAAUCUCGGACUUCGGACUGGCCCGGUUGUUCAGGGUGGAUGCAACUCAUAUGGCCACUAGUAGGAUCGUGGGGACAUAUGGUUAUAUGGCUCCAGAGUAUGCACUGUAUGGUCAGUUCUCUCUAAAAUCAGAUGUUUUCAGCUUCGGCGUGUUGGUUCUCGAGAUUGUUAGCGGUCAAAGAUGGAACUGUUUCCGAAAUGGAGAGACGAUAGAGGAUCUUCUAGCCAUUGUAUGGAGAAACUGGAGGGAAGGAACAGUUUCGAAUAUCAUGGAUCCUUCUCUUAGAGAUGGGCCGAGGACCGAGAUGCAAAGAUGCAUUCACAUCGGGCUGUUAUGUGUCCAAGAACAUGCAGCAAACAGACCAAAUAUGGUUUCAGUCCUCCUUAUGCUCAAUAGUUUCUCAAUCUCUCUACCGGUGCCCUCUCAGCCUGCACUUUACAUGCAGAGCAACAUGGACUCGAGUGUCCCAUUUUCAGCAAUGAACAAUUCAAGAGAGACGCGACCUGAUGGGUCGGAAAGUAAAUCUCUCGGAGGUUCUAUCAACGAGGCUUCUAUAACUGAUGUAUAUCCUCGAUAGUUCGAGGCAUAACUUCUUCUAGGAUUACUCUCUCUAG